ACAUGCUAAAUAUUUAUACUUGAAUAAAAAACUAUAUUUUUAAUUAAUUUUUAAGACAAACAAAACUGUAAGAAAUGUGAGAAAGUAUUGCACGAAUUGGAGGAGAUUGACGACGACGCCGACCAACAGAACAUUGGCUUUGUUAAAAUAUCGGAACCAGAGCUCGCUUACGAAUACGGACUCGACGAAUUGCCCGCGUUGGUUUAUUACAGAAAAAAGAUCCCGAUCGUUUAUUCAGAAUAUAGUAAAAAUAAUACGGCCAAAAAGCUGGACGAGUCGAUCAUAUUGUCCAACACUACGUCCGACACGUCCUCGAUUUCGUCGGCGCUCUUCU
Medioppia subpectinata is the source of this 334-nucleotide messenger RNA. The record is from the annotation of a GenBank genome assembly. Lineage: Eukaryota; Metazoa; Arthropoda; Arachnida; Sarcoptiformes; Oppiidae.